GAGUGAAGCGGAGCCGAGCAUCACAGCUCCGCAUUCAAGGAAACACCAGCGCGGCGCUUCUCUGUUUCUCCCUCUCCACCAUGUUCCAGCCUCCGUGCGCCCAUCGUCUCCGGUGAGAAGCGGCGGAUAGACGCGGGUGUGGGUCCCCGUGGAGGCCGCUUGUCUGUGACGAGGAGCUGGGGAAUCUCUGGCCGGCCAAAGGAAGGGAGAACCCCCACCCCCACCACCCCCACCUCCUCAAUUGUUUCCUGCGCCAAGAAGAACUGUAAAGACAUGGUCAUCACCCCGCGGCUGUGAUGAACAGCGAGCAGUGAGAGUGAGGACGUAUCAGACGAUGCCCCUGAUCUGCUGGGCCCAGUGCUGAGGGAGGUCCACAGAGUCAAACUGGUCGGUGCCCACCAUGUCUUACCACCAACACUACCAGCGAGGCCUCCACGGCCGCACCAUGAGCUCUGAGGAGAGGAGCGCCAUGCCAGUCAACAAGAUGACUUCCACGCCAGUUCACAAGAGCGCCUCCUCCUCUUCUUCUUCCCAGCGCGACAGCCGGCAGGAGGCUGACAGCUGGGAAAUCAUCGAAGGGUUGAAAAUCGGUCAGAGCAACGUCCAGAGGCCAGAUAAACACGAGGGUUUUAUGUUGAAGAAGCGGAAAUGGCCCCUGAAAGGCUGGCACAAGCGGUUUUUUGUUCUGGACAAUGGUAUCCUGAAGUACUCAAAAUCCCCCAUUGAUAUCCAGAAAGGCAAACUACAUGGCAGCAUUGACGUCGGCCUCUCCGUCAUGUCAAUCAAAAAACGAGCCCGUCGCAUUGACCUGGACACCGAGGAGCAUAUCUAUCACCUGAAGGUCAAAUCUCAAGAAAUCUUUGACGUCUGGGUUUCCAGGUUGCGUCAUCACCGACUCUACAGACAGAAUGAGAUUGUGCGAUCUCCCCGUGAUGCCACCAUUCGAGCAUUUCCUCCCCCAGUUGCCAUUGAGUCUCCCCAACCUGCUGCGAGCGUGGUCCAUGAAGCAAAGCAGGCCAAACCGAGCAGCUUGCCCUGGCAGCCAGGGGCCCCCAACAACAACAGCAACAGCAGCCUGCCUGCCUCCUACAGUAACGGCCAGAGCAAGGUGGUUGCUUGGCUGCAGGAAUCAGAGGAGAUGGACAAGUGUGCAGAGGAGCUCGCUCGAUGCCACUCGAACCUGACAGAGCUGAGCCGGUUACUGCAGAGCCUGGAGAUUCUGCAAAGGACUCAGUCAGCACCCAACUUCACAGAUAUGCAGACCAAUUGUGUAGAAUUGUCAAAGAAAGAAAAGCGCUUGAACAGAAGAUGGAGAACAAAAAGUGUUGGCAAAGACGCAAAAUUCCAGCUUCAGGUCCCUCUGUCUGCCAGCAUGUCCCCUGUCCGCCUCCACUCAUCCAAUCCCAACCUGUGUGCCGAGCUAGUGGACUUUCAGCCCCCCGUCUCCCGGCUGACCGACAGCGUUGAGUGUGCCAGCGACUACAUUAAACUUCAGGAGGAAUUCUGCACCAUCGCACAGAAAGUCCACUCUCUGUUGAAGUCGGCCUUCAACACUGUGGCCAUAGAGAAAGAGAAGAUCAAACAGAUCCUGUCUGACCAGGAACAGUCGGAUCAGUCGACGCAGAUCAACUCUCUCAGGAAGUCUCUGUCACAGGCCCUGUCCCAAAACGCAGAGCUUCGAACUCGACUCAGCCGCAUCCACUCUGAAUCUGUCCUGACUGAACAAGUUGUCAGUGUGAACAUAAUCUCCACGCCUGACGAGGCCGUGGAACAGAUGGGGAUCCCUCUGACUCAGCAGGCCUCUAAUGAGAGCCGACUCUCCAUGUCAGAGUCUGUCUCUGAGUUCUUUGACGCCCAAGAAGUGCUUCUGUCAGCCAGCUCGUCGGAGAAUGAGGGCUCAGACGAUGAGUCAUAUGUCAGCGAUGUGAGCGAUAACAUUUCCGAGGACAACGCCAGUGUGACUGAUAACGUCUCCAGACAAAUGGCCAAUGGAGACUUUGCUGGCAGUGCCUUCCGCAACGGGCGACGCACCUGCCUGCCGGCGCCGUGUCCCGACACCAGCAACAUCAACCUCUGGAACAUCUUGAGAAACAACAUCGGUAAAGAUCUGUCCAAAGUGUCCAUGCCAGUGGAGCUCAACGAGCCCCUCAAUACCCUGCAGCGCAUGUGUGAAGAGCUGGAGUACAGCGAGCUGCUGGACAAGGCUGCAGAGACAGAGGACCCCUUCGAACGCAUGGUUCUUGUUGCCGCUUUUGCCAUCUCAGGCUACUCGUCCACUUACUAUAGAGCAGGAAGUAAGCCAUUCAACCCUCUGCUCGGAGAGACUUAUGAAUGUAUUCGUGAAGACAAGGGCUUCUGUUUUUUCUCGGAACAGGUGAGCCACCACCCUCCCAUCUCCACCUCUCACUGUGAGUCCAAGAACUUCACCCUCUGGCAAGAUGUGAGAUGGAAAAACAAAUUCUGGGGAAAGUCGAUGGAGAUUUUACCAAUAGGGAGCGUGAACCUCAUGAUUCCCAGGUUUGGCGAUCACUACGAGUGGAACAAAGUCACCACCUGCGUACACAACAUCCUUAGCGGACGACGGUGGAUCGAACAUUACGGAGAGAUCACCAUCAGAAACACAAAGAGUAGCGCCUGUCUCUGCAAACUCACCUUUGUCAAGGGAAACUACUGGAGUUCUAAUGUGAACGAGGUUCAAGGAUUUGUGAUGGAUCAAGAAGGGAAAGUGAUUCACAGGCUUUUUGGGAAAUGGCACGAGGGCCUUUACUGCGGUGUCCCACCUUCUGCCAAAUGCGUCUGGAGGCCAGGCUCCAUGCCCACAGACUACGAGCUGUACUACGGCUUCACCAGGUUCGCUAUUGAACUGAAUGAGCUUUGCCCCGAGUUAAAGGAUGUUUUGCCGCGUACAGAUGCCAGAUUCAGGCCCGAUCAAAGGCAUCUUGAAGAAGGGAACUUGGAGAUGGCGUCCUCAGAGAAGCAGCGUAUAGAGGACAUGCAGAGAGCCCGGCGGAAGUGGACCGAUGAGAACGAAAUCAAACAGGAGCCGCGCUUCUUCAAGAAAGUGGUUGAUGCAAACCACAGGGAGAGGUGGGUCUCCAACAACACGUACUGGGAGCUGCGCAAAAACCCCGGCUUCAUCAACAUGGAAUCCACAGUGAACCUGUGGUAGCAAACGGAUUAUAUGGUCCCUCAUACCAUCAUCACACACAGGAAGGCUGUUACCUAUGCACAAUAAGGUGUGAAGAGAAACGUGUGACGGAUAAAACAUCGGUGUGCAUGGAGAGGAGCGGCUGCAGAGCUGGACGAUGGCCCGGUGUCCAGCGACCCUGUCGGGCUUCUGUGGUGCUCGGUCAUCCACCCAUGGAAACAUCCAGUAGGAUCUCCUUCAUCGUGCUUCUCCGUGCUGGGUUGUCAGGGCAACAAUCGUAACACUUCUAUGUAGAUCUUUUCCUCAGCUCCUUUGUUGUCUGAGUAUGUCCUUGCCUUAAAACGACACGUCACACGAUUUAGCGCGUUUUAGUUAAAGCCAUUCUGACAGCCGUUUGGGUUAGACUAGUCUCUGAAGUAGACGUUUUGAUUACCUACAAUACUGUGCAUGUUUAGAGAGCAGCUUUCACUGGCGUAAAGCCGCAUUUACUGUUUCAUCGAUUAUUGUAGAAAAAAAGAGGUAUUUUUAUAAAAUAUCUUGGACUCAGAAUUUAGUGUAAAAGUACUAUGGGAAUUGGCAGAUUUUAUUUAUUCUUGCCUUUUAAUACUGUUGAAUCUGUGUGAUAGCAGUACUGUCUCUCGGGAAGCAGCCCAUUUACAUUUUGAACCUCCCCUCCCUCCCCCAACUCGGCCGAGCCUCGCUUCAGUCAUCACUCCUUGCCCUCCCCUGUCCCAUGGUCUAAUUAAAAAACACAGUCAUGAAACCAUCGUAUGGUUGCACAAUUACUUACAUACAUCACUCCCUCUGCAGUCAGCAUGUCUUCUGAAUGUGGUGCAGUAAAUGUUUCCAUCCGUGAAUUAUACUGCAAGUUUCAUAGUAAUCCGUUUGGUAUUUUCUGUGUAAUCCUUCGAACUGGAAACACAACCUCCUUGGCGGUAAACAGAAGGGCGACUGGAGAGAGCAUUCCUCUACCAAGGCUAAUGCCUUCUCUCUGUAUAUGAAUACAUAUCUCAGUACUGUUAUAGAGUUGAGUAAUCCUACCAAUGAAUAAACAGUCAAACAAGUGCAGAUGAACACAUGAUAAAUAUAAAGGGAAGUGGUCUGAUAUCCUAAAUUAUUUAUUUGUCAUAAAACAUUGUCCUAAAUAGUGAAAAGUUAAGAUAUGUGCAUUGUUCCUUGAAAAAACCAUAAACAUGUUGAAAAAUGCUCCAUGUUUUAAUGUUGAAGAGAAAAAAGAAUCCUACAUCUGCCCCUUAAUCCUCAUCAGAACCAAAAGAUAUUGGUUCCCUCCCACACGCCAACUACUUUAGUAGUGUUUGCAUAAUUCAGCUUUUAAACAAACAAACAGAUACAGUUGAAAACAUAACCUAUAUAAUGGAGGUUUAAAGAAAAUAUGUAUUUCCAUUAUGUGAAGCAGUUUUCCAAAUGAACGUCCUUGUUCUGACUUACAACCAAAACUCUUUAUAUGUUCUGGAACAAAGAAAAGUAGUAAAUCCUACCAGCAAAUGUUGUUUUUCCAGAUCACCAACAUUACUAUUUAGUUAUCAAACAGUUUUCUUGUGAUUGAUUAAUUAACGAAUCAGUUAAAUAUGUCAGUGAGUCACCUGCACAGCAACGAAACACCAGAGACACCUACAGGUCAUCGUAUGAAAAUGCAGCUUCAGGAAACAAGGAUACUUCUGUACAGUAACAAUGAAAAUACUGAACCAGCUUUAAAGCUUUGAUCGUAAUGUGUCUGAUUCCCCAGAGACUUGACUGCUAUGGUGGUUCUGCAAAGCACCAGUUACUUAUUUCUAUAUUUAUUGCAAAGCAAAUUAGCUUUAACACUUUUGUGUUAUAGAGUAAGAAAAUAUACCGCAGGGUUUUAGAUUGAAACCCCAACACACGCGAGUGGCCACACGUUCUCCGCGUGUCCGGGAGCUCAUGCCUCGUUCAGGACUGCAGGCUGACGGCGUGAAAAUAUAAAUAUGUAGAGUGAAAACUAUGUGAAGCAAAUCCAUCCUGUGUGCACUGUUCACAUGGUACUGUAGAUUACAAAACCAAAAACAUGUUACUGCUUUGCACCCAUAGACUUUUUUCUUUAAGUAUGAAAAUGUGCUUUUAAUUUGAUCCCAGGUCACAAACUCCAAUGCUACAACUCAUCAGUUUCACUCGCUGUGCCUUAACGCAUUUUAUUAAUGCCUCACAAACACACUGCUGAUGAGAAGCCCCCCCCCCACACACACACGCCAAGAAUAAGGCCCGCCAGUAACAAAUCCGACUCGGCCCAUUCUCCACCUGCCUGCACACGAUCGAGUAUAUCAAGGAGUUAGCUGUUCACAGAUGUUCCCCACUGCUCCACCUAAUCAGUACUUUUCUUGGCGAUCACUGUAAAUACAGCACAUUUUAGAAGAAGAUGGGUGAGGACUGUCAGAGACGAUUCCUCCUACAUCUGCUGAUUUAUUUUUAAUGAGACUGAAUCUCAGCGGUUGUGAGUGGAGGCGAUGAUUAGUAGUGUUUGAGUCAUAGUGUCAGACUGUAGUGAAAAAGAAAACAAAAAAAAUCUAAAAAAUCGUGAAAUCUUUUCAUGCUUUCUUUGUCCAUUAUUCAACCUGCAUGUCUAGACAACUUAGCCUGCCAAUGAAUGUUGCAGAUGCCUUAGAAAAAAGACGUUUUUCUUUUUCCAAUUGGACUCUCAUGUUUUUUUUGAAUUAGUUUCGGACUGACAUGUAUCACAGUUUUUUUUUCAAUCUUUUCAAUCCUAAUGGGUACCUUCUAAAGUGCAAUUUUAACAAAGUACAUAUCUUUCCAUGAACACCGUACACUGCUGCUACAUAGUGCUUGUUCUAAUAAAACUGUAAAACAAU
This is a messenger RNA of Paralichthys olivaceus (Japanese flounder), 5994 nucleotides long. RefSeq names its product oxysterol binding protein-like 6 (gene osbpl6). Lineage: Eukaryota; Metazoa; Chordata; Actinopteri; Pleuronectiformes; Paralichthyidae. The record is from RefSeq and is a predicted model, not a curated record. Gene Ontology annotation, molecular function: cholesterol binding. Gene Ontology annotation, cellular component: cytosol; intracellular membrane-bounded organelle; membrane.